This is a messenger RNA of Sphaeramia orbicularis (orbiculate cardinalfish), 2868 nucleotides long. Its product is annotated as serrate RNA effector molecule homolog. Bases 121 to 2703 code for a protein of 860 amino acids. NCBI's taxonomy places the organism in Eukaryota, Metazoa, Chordata, Actinopteri, Kurtiformes, Apogonidae. Gene Ontology annotation, biological process: mRNA processing; primary miRNA processing. The transcript is spliced from 21 exons. Gene Ontology annotation, cellular component: nuclear body. Gene Ontology annotation, molecular function: nucleic acid binding. The record is from RefSeq and is a predicted model, not a curated record.
GGAAGCGGAAGUCUCGUUGUUUCAUCGUGAUCUCGUUGUGUCGGCGGGACGCUCGGCUCGUUAGCUUCAUUUAGCUUCAUUUAUCUUUACUUUUUGUCCAAACGGCGGAGCAUCAGACCAAUGGGAGACAGCGAUGAUGAGUUCGACAGGAGGAGGCGGGACAAGUUCAGGAGAGAGAGGAGCGACAUGGAGCGGUCAAGAGAGAGAGAGGAGAGGAGGAGGGACGACUGGACAGACAGAGAGUGGGAUCGCAGCCGUGAGAGGAGGCGGGAUUACGACCGUGGACGCAGAGACAGGUUUUCUCCUCCCAGACACAUCAGUCCACAACACAAACGCAUGAGGAGAGACUGGGACGACCACCGGGGGGAGCCGUACCGCUACGACCUGCCAUACGGAGGAGGAGGAGCAGGGGGCGGGCCCUUUCCAGGGGCGGGGCCUCAGGGCUGGCACCCGGACCUCCCACAUCUUCACCCUCAUCACACUGGACACCCCCUGCAGGGCAGACUGGGACUGGUUGAUCCUGAUCUGCCUCCACCUGGACCUCCAACCAUGAGGAGUUUUAAGGAGUUCCUGUUGAACAUGGAGGACAGCGUGGAUGAGACGGAGGCGGUCAAACGCUAUAAUCAGUACAAACUGGACUUCCGACGGCAGCAGCUGCAGGAUUUCUUCCUCCAACAUAAGGACCAGGAGUGGUUCCGCUCCAAGUACCACCCUGAUGACAUCACAGCCCGGAAGGCGGAGUCACUGGCUGCACUAAAAACACGACUGAGCGUCUUCCUCUUCCUGCUCGACAACAACUGGUUGGACAACAUGUCUCUGGACAUGGACCACGCCCCGGCCAUCAUCAAACUGCUGGACGCAGCGGUGAUAAAGAUGGAGGGCGGCACUGACUUCGACCUGCAGGUCCUCGAGGUCCCGACCGCUCUCACGGCCGGUGGAGGGGAGGGGGUGGGGCCUGUGGGAGGAGCUUCCGGAGGGGAGAGAUGUCAGGCGGACGCCGGCGGAGGGGGUGUGGCCUCUGAGGCAUCGGUCAGCCGAGCAGAGGAGGCGAGCGGUGCAGAAUCGUCCGAGGCUAAAGACACAGAGGACGGCGAGGACGAGGACGCCAAGCAGAACGGGAAGAAGGAGAAAGACGACGAAGAGGAGGAGAAGAAAGAUGAGGAGGAGGAGGAAGAGGAGAAGACGACCAAGAAAGGCAGGAAGAGGAAGCGCAGCGUGUCAGCUGACAGCGGAGAGGGCAGCGCCUCCGACUCUGACUCCUCCCACUCAGACGGAGAGAAGGAGGAGGACGAGGAGAAGGAGGAGGACGAGGACGAGAGACGGAAGGAGAGAGGGAAGGACAGGGAGGAGCCUCCAGCCAAGCCACGCCCCCUGCACCUGACCACGUCCCUGUUCAUCAGAAGCAUCCCACCUGAGGUGUCCAAGGAAGAGAUCACUGCUUUGUGUCGCAGAUUCCCAGGUUUCCUGCGGGUGGCGCUGUCUGACCCUCAGCCUGAGCGCAGGUUCUUCCGGAGGUGCUGGGUGACCUUUGACCGCGGCGUCAACAUAAAGGAGACGUGUUGGAACCUGCAGAACAUCAGGCUCAGGGACUGUGAACUGUCUCCGGUGGUGAACAGAGACCUGUGCCGCCGCGUCCGCAGCGUCAACGGACUGACCCACCACCGACCGGUGGUCCGGAACGACAUCCGACUGUCGGCAAGACUGGUCCACAGUCUGGACCAGAGGGGCGAGCUGUGGGCGGGGCAGAUGGAGACCAACCCGGUCUUGAAGAACAUCACUGACUACCUGAUCGAGGAGGUCAGCGCUGAGGAGGAGGAGCUAACGGGUGUCGCCGGGGGCGACAGUGACACUAAAGACCCCGCCUCCUCAUCUGAAGUUUCCGUGGAGACUGAUGACAAGCUGCUGAAGGUGCUGGACCGUCUGCUGCUCUACCUGCGUCUGGUCCACUCAGUGGAUUAUUAUAACUUUUGUGAAUAUCCUGCUGAGGAUGAGAUGCCUCACCGCUGUGGACUGAUCCACGUACGAGGACCCCUACCUGUGGCCAAGAUCACUGCAGCUGAGGUGAGUGAACAUCAGAGGAUGUGUGAGGAGCGAUUGGCUCCUCUUCUGUCGCCGUCAGAAACGCUGAAUGACGAGGACGCUGCACGACUGGGAAAGAAAGACCCUGAGCAAGAGGUGGAGAAGUUCCUGUCCUCCAACACUCAGGAGCUCAGUAAAGACAAAUGGCUUUGUCCUCUGAGCGGCAAGAAGUUCAAGGCUCCAGAGUUUGUGCGUAAACACAUCCUGAACAAACAUGCAGAGAAAGUGUCCGCUGUCAGACAGGAAGUCCAGUUCUUUAAUAACUUCCUGCUGGACUCCAAAAGACCCGCCCUACCUGAGAACAAGCCCCUCCCCCCACCGGCACAAGCUCCUCCCACUGGGAUGCAGGGGUUUCCUGGUCAGGCGCCUCAGCAGCAAAGCCUUCUGGGAUAUCCACCAGGAGUCCGACCGCCCAUGCCUGGUUUCCCUGGAGGCGGUCCUCCGUACCCCCCCGGUCAGUUUGGGGCAGGUCGUGGUAACUAUGACAACUUCAGAGGUCACUUAGGAGGAGGGGCCGGUUUCCCUGGAAACAAACAGAGGAACAGCAGAGGCGUCAGAGGAGACCCCCGCUCCAUCAUCGAGUACAGAGACCUGGACGCUCCAGAUGACCUGGAAUUCUUUUGAAUUUUUUUUUAAAACUUUUUUAUUCCUAUAUUUCCCAUGAUUCUUUUCUUUGUGUUUGGACAUAGAACAGAAGGUGUGUGUGUGUGUGUGUGUGUGUGUGUUCAGGACCAACCAGUCUGUUGUCGAUCUGAUCUGUUUCACUUUUCAAUAAACCUGAGGUGGAGA